This is a messenger RNA of Conger conger (European conger), 360 nucleotides long. RefSeq names its product E3 ubiquitin-protein ligase CCNB1IP1. Gene Ontology annotation, molecular function: ubiquitin protein ligase activity. The annotation marks the transcript as partial. Gene Ontology annotation, biological process: reciprocal meiotic recombination. Gene Ontology annotation, cellular component: synaptonemal complex. The record is from RefSeq and is a predicted model, not a curated record. Lineage: Eukaryota; Metazoa; Chordata; Actinopteri; Anguilliformes; Congridae. The transcript is spliced from 2 exons.
CUGAGCGGCCUCAGGCCCCAGAAUUACAAACGAGCUUCUCAACGGUCAUUUAGUACUACCAACAUGUCGAUGUGUGAGGACUCCCUGAUGUGCAAUUUCCCGAAGUGCCGGGCGGUUCUGAGUGGUUUUGCCUGGGUGACGGCGUGUUCGCACGCGUUCUGUGACCAGCACGGCUCAGGGGAGUUCAGCCGCUCCCCGGCCCUCUGCCCCGCCUGCCAGUCCGCCCUGUCGGGGAAGCUGGACAUCGUGCGCACCGAGCUGGCCCCGUCAGAGGAGUACAAGGCCAUGGUGCUGGCCGGCCUGCGGCCCGAAACCGUGCUCGACAUCAGCAGCAGAGCACUCGCCUUCUGGACAUACCAG